Blastocystis hominis is the source of this 783-nucleotide messenger RNA. RefSeq lists its product as hypothetical. The transcript has 6 exons. NCBI's taxonomy places the organism in Eukaryota, Bigyra, Opalinata, Blastocystidae. The record is from RefSeq and is a predicted model, not a curated record. Gene Ontology annotation, biological process: chromatin organization; regulation of DNA-templated transcription. Bases 1 to 783 code for a protein of 260 amino acids. Gene Ontology annotation, cellular component: nucleus; histone acetyltransferase complex.
AUGGAAGAAGAAGUCACCUUUCAAGUGAACGAGUCCGUUAUUAUCGAGGACAAAGGUUUAUUCUACGAAGGAAGAAUAUUGGACGUGAAGAACGGAAAAUAUUAUGUUCACUUUAGCGGAUGGCCAAAAAGGUAUGAUAAAUGGGUUGAGUUCGAUGAUCUCAACAAACAAAAUGAAAUGAAUCGGGCAUUGAUGAAAAUGAACAACAAAUCCAAUAAAGACAAGGAAAACAAACCUUAUUUCAAAACAAGUCUACUGAGUGAGUUGAACAUGGUGAGUGAGAUAAAACAAAAAUACAAAUUCCCAUUUUUACUAAAACAACGUCUGGUGGAAGAAUGGUACAUUGUGAAAAACCGGAAACUCUUUAUUCCUCUUCCUCGAUCUCCUAAUAUAAAACAAAUUCUUCAAUUGUGGGAAUCAGAAUGUAAAAGCGAGUCUUCAGUCGCUCAUCAAAGUGCAAUCGAAUUAAUUGAAGGUUUAAUGUAUUAUAUGAAGAACUGCAUGGACAAAUCGAUAAUCUAUCACGAAGAAGAAAGUCAAUUUUGUCAAGUGAAUGAUAUAAAGAAUGUGAACUAUGUUGAAAUGUAUGGAGCUGAACACUUGCUUCGCGCAGUGUAUAUGCUUCCAAUAUUGUACAGUUCUGCGGAUAUUUCUGAGAAAGAAAGCGAACAGAUCCAUGAGGUGGUUUUCAGUCUCUAUCAGUUUUUACUGAGGCAUCCUCAGUAUUUCUGCAGCUUCGAUGAGUACACGUCUCUGGAAGAGAGUAUCAAGAAUUUGGUUUGA